Molecule: messenger RNA, 1837 nt
Organism: Metopolophium dirhodum (rose-grain aphid)
Lineage: Eukaryota; Metazoa; Arthropoda; Insecta; Hemiptera; Aphididae
Product: putative malate dehydrogenase 1B
Exons: 8
Coding region: 144-1622 (492 amino acids)
Biological process (GO): tricarboxylic acid cycle; malate metabolic process; oxaloacetate metabolic process
Molecular function (GO): L-malate dehydrogenase (NAD+) activity
Source: RefSeq, a predicted model, not a curated record
UAAUCGUAUCCGGCUUACACAAAUGAUCCAGUGCGCUCAACUGUCGACGUACUGUUUUAUGACGAUGACAGUGGAAAACGUUUCUAGUCGUUGUCCGCACGUCAUCGAUCGCGGACCACAAUCACCCGCAGUCAUCAUCACUGAUGAUCGGACUAAACAGUAAUAACAUAAUGUCGGACAGUUUGAACUUUGAAGCUUUGUCCAGCGGCCGUUAUCUGGUUUUUGAAGUCUUGACGAGGGCGCAUCAUCGUCGUAAGGAUUGGAUGAAGAAAUUUUGCAACGACCAAAAAUGGAGGAUCGAUAAAAAUCCGUUAGUCUGGAAAACUAUAUUGAACUCGGACGGUUCCUGUCAAUUGAUCGGUGGCAUAAACGAAUUUUUUGAACAUCUCAUAGAAUAUUACAACGUCGACACGCGUUUGGACAAACGAAUAAAAAAACGAAUAGCGCUGGAUAACGUAGAGAGACUGCCGUUUAUGUUGACUGAGCAAGUACCCGUGUCCCGAGCCCCGGCGACAAUGGUGUGCAUAACCGGUGCAGCUUAUCCGUCUACCUGUUACCUGGUUUCUGAGCUGUUGCAGUUGAAAGAACUCCAAGCUAAAGGCGGCGGUGGUGUUACGGUGUGCUUACACCAUAAAGACUCGAACAAAUACGGAGAUCUGAUAAGAAUUAAACACGAAAUUUGCGACGCCGAAUUUAAUAUUCGUGGUUGCGGGGCGAUAACGGUGGUCAACAGCGAGGAAGAAGGGUUGCUGAACUGUGAUUUGUUCAUCGUGCUUGGCAGCAUGAGAAGGGAAGAAAAUGAAAAAGAAAAUCUAUGGAUGGAUCGAAAUUACACCGCAAUGAAGAGAUUGGCUUCAAUUCUCAACCGCCACUGUCCCGAGCACUGCAAGGUGCUGCUGAUGGGCAUGGAUCUAUUGUGUUUCAACCUGAGCGUUUUGGCUGAAAAAGCCGACAAAGUUUAUUUGUACAACAUCAUCGGUGUAACCGGUCAUCGCGGUAUGGUGACGUUACCAACCAUUUCUCGGGCGACGGGCAUCCUGAUCCCGGACCUCCACUGUCCACCGGUUUGGGGCUUUGACGGCCCGGCGAAAUAUGUCGACUUCAAACACGUGAUCUAUCAUUGUGGUGGAUCGGCCACGGACUACCCUGGUUGCGAGGACGCGGCCACUACGGUGGACGAUUAUUCAGCAGAUCGAAACAAGCACAAAUACUUGCAGAGCGUACUAUAUCAAUCGGAGAGUCUGGUGGGCGGCGAGGGCGAACACGUUGCAGUGAGCAAUACCAUCGAAUCAUAUACCAACGAGGUGUGUCACCUGUGUAGUUUGCCCGAAAUACGCGUGGCCGUGCGAAUGAUAUCGGAAUGGUUCAAAAACGAUGGUCGUAUAACCGUCAGCGCUGCAGUUUUUUCCGACGGAACAUUUGGCCUACCGUUUGGUAUGUUUUUAUCUCAACCAGUUCACAUGGAAAACGGUGAAUGGAAACCAAAUUUUGACUUUCCACCUCCAGAUGAAACAGUCAUAAUUGACAUGCUGUCCAAAGUAUCAGAAAUUGCAUUCGAAUAUAACCUUGGGCAUAGAUUUAAUAUGAACCCGAAAGAAAUGUCAUCAGAAGUUAGUGAAUAACUUUUUAAAGAAAUUAUAAUUUAUUUUUUACUAAAAUUGUAACUUGUAAAUUCUUUUGUGAAUAUUGAUGACACGUUAUCUGAUAAAAUAUGACUAACCUACUAAGGCCAAAUACAAUUAUUUAAUAUAUUAUUAAAAUAAGUGAUAAUCACUUAAUUAUUUUGUAUAGAUACGUCCUAACCUACCUAAUGAAUAUGGUUGCAUAUAAUAAUAUG